UUACGCGACAUAGUUGAAAACGGACCCAAUCAAGGAAGUGUGGCAUGGAUUCGAAAAGGUAUCGUCGGUCCCGUUCUGGUUCUCGUAAUCGGGAUCGGGGGACAAAAAAGUCAAGAAUAAGUCGAUCGCGGUCUCCCGAAGAUAGGAGAGGUCGAAGCAGGUCCGUGGAGAUGAACAAAACUAUCCGGAGGCGUAGGCGAUCUAGGAGUGGAGAUUCCGUCAGCAGUGGUGGUUCAGUAGGCCGACAUCGGCACCAAUCUGGCUCCAGAAGUGAUACGGAUGGUGAAAAGAGGCGAGAAGGACGUAUUAAAAACAAAUCAAAAAACCGAUCCAGUUCUGAAUCUGAUGAUUCAAGACGAAGGACAAUGAAACCCCAAAAAGCCAGCCACAGAGAGGACAAAGGAGGGAAGAGAAAGGGCAGGGGUCAGUCCCACUCAGACUCAGGUUCCAGCGUCGAAAGGGGGAGAGUGAGGGAUGGAGGCAGCAGUGACAGAGAGUGGAGGAGAAGGAGGAGUGCUGACAGAGGCAACAGAAGCCCCGUCAGAGACAGGGAGAGGGGCAGGGAGAGUGUGAGGAGUCAUGAUAAAGACAGAAGCCAAGAUAGAGAGCAAGGACGGAGAAGUGAAGACAGAGUGCCAGAGAGGAGCGGAGGGAGGGAUAUCGGAGCGAGAAGGAGACAUCCCUCUGGCUCAUCAAAUUCCUCUGAGAGCUCUGGGUCAGACGGUGGAGGCCGAGGGGUCUCCCCAGGGCCUGGAGGUGCAGGCACCUCUGUCAAGGAGGAGAAAAGAAAGCAGAAAGAGAUGCUUAAAGCUCUCGAGACCCCAGAAGAAAAGAGAGCCAGAAGAUUGGCCAAGAAAGAGGCCAAGGAGAGAAAGAAGAGGGAGAAGAUGGGCUGGAGCGAGGAGUACAUGGGCUACACAAAUGCAGACAACCCCUUUGGUGACAACAACCUGCUUGGCACAUUUAAAUGGCAGAAGGCUCUGGAUAGAAAAGGCAUCGGCCACUUGGGAGAAAAGGAACUGAAAGACAGAAACAAGCGCAUUCAGGAGGACAACCGCAGAGAGCUUCAGAAGGUCAAACAGCUGCGUCUGGAGCGGGAGAGAGAGAAGGCGAUGAGAGAGACCGAGCUGGAGAUGCUGCAGAGAGAGAAGGAGGCAGAGCAUUUCAAAACUUGGGCUGAGCAAGAGGACAAUUUCCAUCUGCACCAGGCUAAACUACGAUCUAAGAUCCGUAUUCGUGACGGCCGAGCCAAACCUAUAGACCUGUUGGCCAAGUACAUCAGUGCAGAGGAUGAUGACCUGGCUGUAGAGAUGCAUGAACCGUACACCUUCCUCAACGGACUCACAGUCACGGACAUGGAUGAUCUGCUUGAAGACAUCAAGGUGUACAUGGAGUUGGAGCAGGGGAAGAACGUAGACUUUUGGAGGGACAUGACCACCAUCACAGAGGAUGAAAUCAGCAAGCUCAGGAAACUAGAAGCUUCUGGGAAAGGGCCAGGCGACCGUCGUGAAGGCAUUAACACGUCAGUGACCAUCGAUGUUCAGACGGUGUUCAAGGGAAAGACCUACAGUCAGCUGCAAGCAUUACACCUGAACAUUGAGACCAAGAUUCGAGCUGGAGGAUCCAAUCUUGACAUAGGUUACUGGGAAAGCCUGAUGCAGCAAGUCCGUGUUUACAUGUCCAGGGCAAAGUUGAGAGAAAGACACCAGGACGUGUUGCGCCAGAAGCUGUUCAGGCUGAAGCAGGAACAAGGUGUAGAGAGUGAACCUCUGUUCCCCAUCAUUAAAGAAGAACCAGAAGUAGAGCAGUCUGAAAGAGAGAAGGAAGACACAACCGCAGAAGAACCUGGCCCCUCCUCCUCCGGCCCCUCCACCAGUCAGAGCAAAGACAAGAACGACGAGCAGGAAGAAGAGGCAGGCCCAUCGGCCACCACGGAGGGAGAGAGGGAGGGAAAAGAGAAAGACGGCGAGAAGGAUGACGAGGAGGACAAAGAAGAGAAGGAUGGGGAGGAGAAGGGCGAGGAGUCGGUGUUGACAGAAGAGGACCUGAUUCAGCAGAGCCAGGCGGAGUACGACUCGGGCCGCUACAGCCCCACCCUGCUCCAGCCGUCCGAGCUUCCCCUGGACACGCACACCAUCUCUCCUGACGAGGACGAGCACAGCCUGGAGCAGGCACGCAGACAGCUACGGAUCACAGGGGAGGCAAGCGAGAGCCCAGAAGAUGCUUUCGUGCGUCGAGCCAAAGAGGGUAUGGGCGGUGACGAGGCUCAGUUCAGCGUGGAGCUCCCCCUCACGGGGAAGAUGUACCUGUGGGCCGACAAAUAUCGUCCCCGGAAACCCCGCUUCUUCAACAGGGUCCACACUGGCUUUGAGUGGAAUAAAUAUAACCAGACCCAUUACGACUUUGAUAACCCUCCACCCAAGAUUGUCCAGGGCUACAAGUUCAACAUUUUCUACCCAGACCUGAUCAACAAGCGAUCCACCCCACAGUACUUCCUGGAACCUAGUCCAGACAACAAGGACUUUGGGGUUCUAAGGUUCCAUGCAGGUCCUCCUUACGAGGAUAUUGCAUUUAAGAUUGUAAACCGCGAGUGGGAAUACUCGCACCGUCACGGGUUCCGAUGUCAGUUUGCUAAUGGGAUCUUUCAGCUCUGGUUCCACUUCAAGAGGUACCGCUACAGGAGAUAGAACCCCACAGAACCAGCCAUGAUGGGACCCUGACAGACCAAUACCCAACCUCUGGGUUUCUGAUCCAUCCAUAAUCAUUCAGUGUAUAAAAUGAGCUUUUACUAGACGUGAUGUUUAUGGCUUCUAAUCCUACCGAUGGAGUUGUCACAGUUAGUUGGUAUGUUAGUUUAGUAAAUGCAGUUUCUCUUAAAUGUACUGUCUCUUAAAUUACACAUUAAAGAUGUAUUUUUUUUCUUCUUCUAA
Osmerus eperlanus (European smelt) is the source of this 2930-nucleotide messenger RNA. It is a transcript of the gene cactin, whose product is annotated as cactin. The coding region runs from base 45 to 2687 and encodes 880 amino acids. The transcript has 10 exons. Gene Ontology annotation, biological process: mRNA cis splicing, via spliceosome; negative regulation of innate immune response. Gene Ontology annotation, molecular function: protein binding. Gene Ontology annotation, cellular component: cytoplasm; spliceosomal complex. The record is from RefSeq and is a predicted model, not a curated record. NCBI's taxonomy places the organism in Eukaryota, Metazoa, Chordata, Actinopteri, Osmeriformes, Osmeridae.